Staurois parvus is the source of this 405-nucleotide messenger RNA. NCBI's taxonomy places the organism in Eukaryota, Metazoa, Chordata, Amphibia, Anura, Ranidae. The record is from the annotation of a GenBank genome assembly.
GACGUCCUCCCACUCCAACGAUCGGUGGUGCACUGUGUCCCUGUGUCGGAAAAAGCCGAAGGCGUCGGCUUGGUCAUCAGUGCCUACCAGUGCACAUACAUUCCACAUAUCAGUGCCCAUCUGAGCUGCCUGUCAUUGCUAGUCAGUGUCGCCUAUGAGUGCUGCCAAUCAGUGCCGCCUAUCAGUGCCCGUCAGUGCCACCUAACAGUGCCAGUCAGUGCUACCUAUCAGUGCCGCCCAUAUAUGAGUACUGCCUUUCAGUGCCCAUCAGUGAUGUCUGUCAACGCCCAUCAGUGCCACCUACCAGUGUAUCCUCAUCAGUGCCCAUCAGCGCCACCUAUCAAUGCCCAUCAGUGCUGCCUUAUCAGUGCCCAUCACUGCAGCCUCAUUAGCGCACAUCAGUGA